CGGAUAACUUGUUGUUUAUAAAAUUCUAUUGUUAAUAAAUUUAAUAAAAUUAAGGCAUUUAAAGCUAAAAGAGCAAAAUUAAACGAGUGAAAGUUAUCGUCCGAGAAUUCCCGCAAAAUGUAAGAUUUAGAAAUAUAAUUUUAAUAUGAAAAAGUGUCUUUUGUGUGCCGAAAUAGAUAAAUAAUAUGAAUCAUGUUCAAAUGAUAAGAAAGAGAUUUGAGGAUUUAAAUUUAAAUAGCGAGAUUGAUUCACUCGUGGAUUUUACACCGCUCCGUGAUAAAGCAAAUAGACCAAGCGAAUUAUUUAAACGAUCAGCAACAUUAAUAGAAUUCAGUUCAUCAAGAAAUCGGGAAUUUCAAACAAGUCCUGAAAUACAGCAAAAGGACAAGCCAUUUAGUUUUCAACGUCAGCAUAGCAAUAAUAGUAAUUCAUCAUAUAAAAGUGUUAGAAGAAGUCAAGCAUUUAGACUAGAUGUAGACAAGCCUAAUUUGGCAAAAUCUGCCUCGCCAACUUCAACAUCAAAGUUGAGAAGACAAAAUGCAAUCAAGUAUAAUUUCAGCCCUAAUAAAACACAAUUUGAAGAGCUACAAUAUCUUUCAAGCUCGGAGACAAUCAAAAAGGCUUUAAAGCAGCCUUUGCCCAAAGGACCUGCGCCUAAAAAACCUCCUCGAACUUUUGCGGAAUCACCAAAAACAUCUCCAAUUAAUGACGAUAAUAACUUGUUAAGUGAUAUAGAAAAACUCACAAAUCAAUUCAAUUCGAAUAGUAUCCAAAUAUCAGUCAAUAACUUUGAUAGAAGAACCAGAACACUUCCGAAAACGAUUGACAAGAAAGACGAUAAGAAAGGCAUUAGCUCUUUCUUGAAUUGCAUAAUUUCACCAUGUUCUAUUGACCCAAUUUACUAUGAACAGAUAAAGCAUGAAAGGAAACUGAAUUCUAUGGAGAAUGAAGAUAUUUACAUGGAACCUUAUGAGCAUUUACAGCAUAUGAAAAAUUCUACAGAUCCGAAUAAUAAGACUGAACUUCAUUAUUUGUGUACUAAUUUAAUUGAUGAUCAGACUAACAAUAAUACGUCGAUCAGCCCUAUUGAUAUUGAUAGAAGCUUUCUAGAUAGUAAUAAAGACUCAUCUGAUAUAGAAAGCUAUGAGAAGAUUAAUAUACUCAUGGAUGUUGCCUAUGAUGAAAAGCAUCGUGAUGUAAUAAUCGAUGAAAGUUCGGGCUCAUCGGAUUUGGAUUCAAGGAAGUCUCCGAUACCAAAGGUUACACGGUCAUUAACUGAAAAGCGAAAAAAUUAUGUACGUCGAAUGACUGAAACAGUCAGCUCGAAAGAUCUAAAUUCCUCGAAAUCAAACAAUGUAGCCCCAUCAGCGUCAUCAAUUAUUUCGCAAUUUCAAAGAAUUAUCGAUUGCCAUGACGGUGGAGAGCAUUCAAUAAAGAAAAAGAUAGAUGAUAAUGUGUUAUUCAAAAUGCUAUUACUCGUUGGAUUUGACAUGUUGAACCAGAAAGGAUAUAUAAAAUCAACAUAUCCAAAAAAUGAAAAGGCACUUCCAAUGCUCGAACAAUUUAUAUACCCAAGCUGCAAAUAUGCUAGUGACUUAAUGACAAAAGAGAAUCAAAAUUUUACAUUGAUUCUAACGGACAUAAAUGGAAAUAACUUGUUUGGAUAUUGCCGACAAAUUAUUGCUGAAGGAUUUGAAGAAAAAUGCUUGCCAUUAACCUACUGCAUUAUAACAAAGUACAAUGCGUCUGGAUUCUAUUUUAAUCUACUAAAAGAGAUUGAAUCAAGACAUGGCUAUCCUGAAGCACAAUUUUCAUACAUGAUGCGAUCGCUUCAAAAUCAAGAGCUUCCCAAAAAUGGAAAAAUUCUUCAUGUUAAAUUGUUUGAAUCGUCUCACUUGAGAAAAUUACCGGAAAUAGCGAAAAAACCAGAAGCAAUUCAAAAGUCAUCGCACAAAUAUCUCGCAAAAAGACUUAGUUUGGAGUCUCCUGAUUGGCUACGGUCUGAAACAUCGACAUUAUUGCAUAAGAGUCACGAGGGAAUUGUUCGAAGUAAAACAGAAAGCAUCAAAAAGUCCGAUGAGAUCAUUAUUAAGCGUAGUAAUGAUGUUAGACUGGAAAAUCAGGAGUUAUCUGUCCUAUACGAGAGUCUAACAAAUGAGCUUUUAGUCAUGAUUUUUGGAACUUUAUUAAUAGAAAGGAAAGUUAUUUUUCUGGGCAAUAAUAUCACUCAAAUAACAUCCUGUAUAUCAGCUCUCUACUCUCUGCUGUAUCCGUUUCAAUGGCAUCAUAUUAUCAUAACAAUCAUUCCCGAUCAAUUAACGGACCUUUUACAAGCUCCAUUUCCAUUUUUUGCUGGAGUCUUGAAGAAUUCGAUUAGUAUAGAUCAUUUAGAAAUUGAGGAUGGAAUUGUUGUUGAUUUAGAGGUAAAAAGUUUAAUAAGGAAGUGUGGAGAUGAAGCGACAUUAAUUCCUGAAACUCUGAGAAAAAGUAUGCUGCUAUCGUUGAAAAUUGUAGAUGCUAUUGACAAAGGCAAGAAAUUAAAGAACGUAUUGAUAGCAGAAGCAUUUCUGCAGUAUUUCAUUAAACUUUUUGCAAAAUUAGAUUCGGAUUCAUACAGCAAGUCUAUGUUCAUUCAAUCGCAUAAUGAUCAAGCCAUACGAUAUUUUCUUGAGUACUUCCUAGAUACGAUUAUGUUUAAGGAGUUUUUAUCUAAGAAGCAGAAUGAUGAAAAGUUGCGUGAAAAAGGACAAUCCAGUGAAAGUUAUUUUGAACUUUUUAAUAUUAAGAUUUUAGAGAAGUCAGCAACAUUAAGUGAUAACCAGCAGAAAAAGAAUAUUGCGAUGCUAAUGAAAUCAACUAAGCAGAAAAAACGAAAUUUUAAAGAUAAGAUCAAAGACUUUUUAAAAUCAUAAGGUUUCUUAUGAGAAAAAUUAUUCUUCCGAUAUUAAUUAUUUUUACAAAAAAUCAGCUCUAUUCUAUUUUUUUUAAUCUUCCGUCCGUUCGUAGAAAUA
Molecule: messenger RNA, 3011 nt
Organism: Chironomus riparius
Lineage: Eukaryota; Metazoa; Arthropoda; Insecta; Diptera; Chironomidae
Source: the annotation of a GenBank genome assembly